CCGCCAUAAACGCACCCGAUAUGUGCUAGUAAUAUCCUGUUUGCCAGUUUGUUGACCCUCUGUGUUCCUCUCCUGCAGGGUUUAGGAGCCGCUGCUGUGGACGGAGAGACGGGGACGUGAGCGGCCAUUGAGGGCGGCCAGGGUGCAGGUGAGCCCCCACCCCUCCAUCUACUCAGUGUGCGGGCUGAGCUUCGAGGGGCUGCGCUUCGGUGGAGGUCCACAUGAUGGGGCACAAAAAGGAGAAGUGUUAUGAGUGUGACGUGUGUGGUAAGGCCUGGGAGAGCCCGAGCGAUCUGGAGAUCCACCGGCGGGGUCACACGGGAGAAUGCCCGUUCGACUGCUCAGAGUGCGGCAAGAGCUUCAAGAUGGCGAAUGUCCUGAAGACACACCGGCAGGUGCACACGGGCGAGAUGCCCUAUGGCUGCUCUACCUGCAGCAAGAGCUUUGCCCAGUUGUCGGGGCUGAGGAACCACCAGAGGGUGCACAGCAGUGAGCGGCCCUUCACCUGCUCCGACUGCGACAAAGGCUUCAAGUCGUCGCCAGAGCUGAAGCAGCACCGGCGCGUGCACACCGGGGAGCGGCCCUACACCUGCUCCCAGUGCGGCAAGGGCUUAACCUCCUCCAACAACCUGAUAAACCACCAGCGCACCCACAACGGCGAGCGCCCCUACACCUGUGCGCAGUGCGGCAAGGUAUUUGGGGAAAUAAUAGCAAUUUGA
This is a messenger RNA of Amblyraja radiata (thorny skate), 719 nucleotides long. Its product is annotated as zinc finger protein 239-like. The record is from RefSeq and is a predicted model, not a curated record. Gene Ontology annotation, molecular function: RNA polymerase II cis-regulatory region sequence-specific DNA binding; DNA-binding transcription factor activity, RNA polymerase II-specific. The transcript has 3 exons. Gene Ontology annotation, biological process: regulation of transcription by RNA polymerase II. NCBI's taxonomy places the organism in Eukaryota, Metazoa, Chordata, Chondrichthyes, Rajiformes, Rajidae. The coding region runs from base 222 to 719 and encodes 165 amino acids.